Messenger RNA from Branchiostoma belcheri (Belcher's lancelet), 3980 nucleotides. RefSeq lists its product as uncharacterized. Lineage: Eukaryota; Metazoa; Chordata; Leptocardii; Amphioxiformes; Branchiostomatidae. The annotation marks the transcript as partial. The record is from RefSeq and is a predicted model, not a curated record. The transcript has 24 exons. Gene Ontology annotation, molecular function: protein binding.
GACAAACCCUUCAUGUCUUCUUUGUGACAAACUUUGCCAUCUACAGAACCGGCUUUUCAGCAAAGUAUGAAACAGUGCAGGAUAGAUCAGGCAGUGUUGAGCCAUCUGCUUCAGAUGUACUCCCGUCUGAUUGGCUUACAAUCGGUGAUAAGAUCAAACAAAUCAGCGUCAGUACAUCUACCAAUCAGGUGUGGGCACUGGAUAUCGACGGAAAACCGUUGCGGAGGACGGGUAUUUCACAGUCAACACCACAAGGGACUGGAUGGGAGGUGGUCGGAACAGAACAGUUUCUGUACAUCUCAGUGGGACGUGUUGGGGUGUGGGCAGUCUCUGACGACUCCACUGUAAUGUACCGCAAGGGAACAUUCAGGGGCGCAGGAACAGCAGGUACGUCCUGGCAGGCAGUUCAUAUCGACUCCAAAAUCACCAGCUCACUCUUCAACUUCAAAACAUUCCCAGUAGAAACUGAUUGGCGUGGACACAACAUAGACCAGAUACAUUCAGGAAAAGACUUCGUCUGGAUCGUUGCCAGUUAUCCUCAUUUCACAUAUGGGUAUACCAUAGUGAGAAAAGGUAUAACCUCGGAUAAUCCCGAGGGUACAUCCUGGGACUCCGUACAAACAGCGAACAUGAAGGAAAUCAGCGUCAGCUCCAGGACCGGGCAGCUGUGGGCAGUGGAGAUUGGCGGCAGAGUGUGGCGUUCUCCUUUCUACUGUGAAAUCUCUGUAAAGAGCAACUGGGAAGCAAUUGAAGGUUGCUUUUCGUCAGUGUCUGUGGGACGGUCGGGCGUUUGGGCGGUCGACUUUGAAGGCGAGGUGUACCACAGAGCAGGCACAUUUCUAAACGAAACCGCCCCUGAAAAGCGACUCUGUGCAGAGGACGAAGUCAUUUGUCCAUACAGCGAGAAAUGCAUCAAAGAAUGCCGCGUGUGUGACGGCAUCGUGGACUGUGGGGAUGAUGACGACACUGACGAGCGGAACUGUUGGUUUGCCAACUGUCCGGAGAAACAUCGGCGAGUGUGUGCCGGAGAAGUGGGCUGCUACAGUCCGACUCGUGUGUGCGACGGAGAGCGGAACUGUGGGGAAAUUACUGAGGAUGAGCGGGACUGUCCCGACAGCUGCGUGCACCACUGGAAACGUAACUACCUACUGCAACGAGACGAAAUCCAGUGUCGUGAUCUGUCAGGCUGUGUGAGGAUCACAAAAGUUUGCGAUGGUCAGAAAGACUGUGCAGAUGGGUCGGACGAGAUAAACUGUUACGACUUCUGCUCCCUUCAUGGAACAUUUGGUGAUGCCGCCUACUGGAAGUGCCGUGACUCCCCGGGCUGUGUGAAAGGAGAAUUUCUGUGUAACGGCAUUUCUGACUGCGCUGAUGGGUCGGACGAAGAGAACUGUGAUGAAUUAUGCAGAUCUAUUGGGUACUGGCCGUGUAAAAACUCCAUCCCGCCGUUCCCGAGGUGUAUCAAGGGGUCGGGCAGAUGUAACCGAGCAGUAGAGUGCAGGGACUUCUCGGAUGAGAUCGGCUGCGACGACAAAUGCGAACAACCCGGAUGGACGUGUAAAUGUGACCAGAUCACGGGAUGCUACAAGCCGGGUGACAUCUGCGAUGGUCGGAAGCAGUGUCACUCUCUGGCAGGGAAUGACUGCCAUGAUGACGAACAGCACUGCGAAGAGUAUUGCCGUACUUUUGGUGGCUUCGACUGUGGCCCGCCAUGGCAUCAGUGCAUAUCUCUACACCGUGUAUGUGAUGAACAUCCUGACUGUAAUUACAUGGACAAUGCAACAAUGGAGUUUUACGGUCCUACUGAUGAACAGAAUUGUGGAACCUGUGACGGGUAUUGGGCUGCUUUGGAAGAGUAUAAGGAAAAAAGGAAGGAAGAGGGACUAACGACGUCUGACGAGUACAAUUAUAAGUGCAACUCAGGAAAAUGCGCAGCGACAUUCAACCUGUGUGAUGACCGCGACUUCUGUGGCAACUGGGAGGACGAGCAAGACUGCGAUAUAACGACCUGCAUGGACACGGCGGUACGGUUAGGUGUUUCUGACCAGUAUAAAGAAAUUGAAGUCGCACAAAAUUGCGAUGGGAAGGACGACUGCAGGACGGGUGUUGAUGAGAAUCCACGGAGAUGUGGCAUUGGAGCUUGUUUGCUACCUGUAGAUCUACUAGUGAAUGAUUAUACAGUUACUGAAGGCUUUGGAGCACGUCAUUUAAACCACGGUAGCCUAGGUCUGUCCCUGACGGAAUGGGUUGUUGAUAACCUUGAGGACUGGCUGCAAAUCACCCUCGAACAUCCUGUCCAGCUGGCCGCUAUAGUUGUUUCCGGUCCCAGGUCAUCGCAUCCUCCCCCAUUUACGUUGAAAUACGGGCUUGGGACCGACUGUUUAACAACCUACAUGGAGGCGGGUGAAAUUAAGGUAUUCCAAACAUCGAAAGUUGCUGGAAACUCGGGUGAGCAUUACCUGGCCAUAGCAGUGCACACCAGAGUCGUGAAGCUUACCCCACAGUCUUCACUGGAUAAGGCUGUUUUGGACGUAGGUCUAUUGGGUUGCCCAAUUAAAGAGCAACGUUUCAACGACAAGUUUUGUGGCAAAGGUUGGACGAUGUUUGAAGAGAGCUGUUACCGGAUUAUUUCAUCCCCGCUUGUCUGGUGGGCUGCGGAGCGAUACUGUCAAGCUCUGGGUGGUCAUCUGGCGGCGGUCAACACACUACGGGAGAAUGAGUUCCUCCGCAGCAACAUUGGCAAUGGAUGGAUAGGGCUAAAGCUUGAUUCAGUCGUCAUGAAGAAACAACGGGAGAGAAUCAAAGACUUAACUUGGAGCAAUGGAAGUCCUGCAGGGGACGCCUUUAAGGAGGAGAAUAUUGCACUUGACGCUUUCCAGGAAUAUCUUUGGAGACUCAAUGAUCCUUUAUGUGCCAGUCUAGAACUACAUGAUCCAUCGUCACACAGUGGAGACAAUACAAAUAACACAACACAAUGUGUCGAUGGUGAAUUGGCAGAAACUCAAAAAGGCGACCUUAAUGCAAACGUUCCGGACAUGACAGUCUGCGACGAUUGUAUGGCUCGGGAGACAAGCUGUGGGAAUAUCAGAUGUGGUCUUCCCGAUGACUACCGCUGCGGACUGAUCUACUCACCCGGCUACCCAGCCGCCUUCCCGCCUUCAGCUAUCUGCCUGUGGACCAUCGAUGGUCCGAAGGGAAGUUUCGUCACCCUUCUGCUGCUGGACGUUGAUUUGCCGGGCUACUCGAGUGGCGUCUGCACAAGUCGUGUGCUGCAGGUCAGGGACAGGUUCCUGACGGUAGGGUGGAACACGAUUCACGGGCUUUGUCGUGGGGAGGACGAGCAGAAGGUCUAUGUUUCCAGCUCCAAUGACAUGCAGUUGGCCAUGUUGGCGACGAGUAACAGCGCUGAUAUCGGCGGUAGUCGCGGCUUUAUGGCAACGUUCAACAUCAGUACUUUUAGCCCCAGCCGCCAGGUGCACAAUCUUCCUGACGAUGCAGGGUUCAUUUGCCCGUGCGGAUGGCAUUUGUUCCGCCGAAACUGCUACCAGACCUUCCGACAGACCGUACCGCUGAACUGGGUUGAAUCAGACCUCAAGUGCCGCGAGUACGGCGCCAACUUAACCAGUGUCUCUGACCGACAGGAAAUGGAAUUUCUCCACGUGCUUUUGGUCACCAACGUUGUCGUCAAACGCACCGCUGAUCCAAAGCUUUUCAUCGGAUUUUAUGAUGUCUACAGGAACCGAACCUUUGUGUGGACGGACGGCAUUCCUGUGACGUAUACGGACUGGUCACAAAUGGACCUCAGAACCGGAUUCCCCCAACCAGACGGCGCCAAGAUCAAUUACUGUGUUGCCAUAGUGAUGAAGAACGUCCGGGAAACUGACCAAUGGUAUGACAUGGCCUGCGAUGAGCGAGACACGAGAUCCUUCAUUUGCAAGCGGGCCGCAGAACGAGUUACCCGUCAGGGAAAUAAUGCUUAG